This is a messenger RNA of Saccharomyces kudriavzevii IFO 1802, 540 nucleotides long. RefSeq names its product Ups3p (gene UPS3). Gene Ontology annotation, cellular component: mitochondrial intermembrane space. Lineage: Eukaryota; Fungi; Ascomycota; Saccharomycetes; Saccharomycetales; Saccharomycetaceae. The transcript has a single exon. Bases 1 to 540 code for a protein of 179 amino acids. The record is from RefSeq and is a predicted model, not a curated record. Gene Ontology annotation, biological process: phospholipid transport. Gene Ontology annotation, molecular function: phosphatidic acid transfer activity.
AUGAAAUCAUUUCAAAAAUCUUAUGAAUUCGAUUAUCCAUGGGAAAAAGUAACCACAGCAAACUGGAUGAAAUAUCCAAACAAGAUCUCUACUCACGUUAUCGCAGUUGACGUGCUUCGCCGGGAACUCAAAGAACAUGGCAACAUACUCCUUUCAGAACGACUGAUAACCAUACGUCAAAACACUCCCCGUUGGAUGUCCAUCUUGGUUGGGAAUACCAAUCUAGCAUACGUGCGAGAAGUCUCCACGGUUGACCGAAGGGACAGAUCAUUAACCAUGAGAAGUUGUAAUAUGACAUUCCCGCACAUUUUGAAGUGCUACGAAACUGUAAAUUAUGUGCCACAUCCGAAUAAUCCAUCAAACAUGACUCUCUUCAAGCAAGAUGCAAAAUUUAUAUCCCAUAUUCCGACGAAAACCUUCAGUGAAAAGGUGGAAAACUGGGGUGUUAAACGAUUUAGCGACAAUGCAAUGAAGGGUAAGGUUGGAUUCGACAGCAUUCUGGCAAUGUUUAAUGAUAUAUGGAAGGAUGGUGACGAAUAG